CCUUAGUUCAGGUGAUACAUUGAUGCGUAUUACUUUCUGUAAAUGUGACCCCGCGGAUGAAUAUAUACGCCUAUUCACAUGGUGCCGGGAAUGGCGGCCGCUGAUUGGUCAGACUUCCAUCGCGCCAGAGUCAGCUCAUCUUCUAGUUGACCUGUAGACUAAAAAUGUGGAAAAAAUGAAAAGUGGGUCAGCUGAUCAUCUCUACGUGACCACAGGCACAUCGGUACUGACUAGACAAAGCAGGACAUGGGAGACAGCGCGAGGAGGCGUGGCGGUCCUUACAAGACCGACCCGGCCACGGACCUGAGCCGGUGGCGGCUGAGUAACGUGGGAGGCCGGCAGACGUGGCGGUACUUCGGCGAGGGAGAGACGCCUGAACGCGAGCAGAACAUGGUGGAGAGACACUCUCUAGGACUGGACACGAGUACCUGCGCACCGCCUCUGCCUAAAGCCCGAACGGCCAGAGAGGCGGUGAGAAACGGGAUGAAGUUCUACUCCCUCCUGCAGACGGAGGACGGCCACUGGGCAGGCGACUACGGAGGGCCGCUCUUCCUCAUGCCUGGUUUAGUGAUCGUGUGUCACGUGACGAAGGCCCGCCUAUCAGAGCCACAGAGACAGGAGAUGAUCCGGUACCUCCGGUCUGUACAGCUACCGGACGGUGGAUGGGGCCUACACAUCGAAGACCAUUCCACUGUAUUCGGCACUGCGCUGAACUACGUCACGCUAAGGCUGCUGGGAGUUCCUGCAGACGAUAAAGACGCCGUGCGGGCUCGCAACUGCCUCCACGCUAAAGGUGGCGCUGUCGGCAUCCCAUCCUGGGGGAAGUUCUGGCUCGCAGUUCUGGGUGUCUACAGCUGGGACGGCCUGAACUCUCUCUUUCCUGAAAUGUGGCUGUUGCCCACCUGGACGCCUGCCCACCCGUCCACGUUAUGGUGCCACUGUAGACAGGUCUACCUCCCCAUGAGUUACUGCUACGCCGUGCAGCUCACCGCUGAAGUGGACCCUCUGAUCAGAGAACUCAGAAAAGAGUUGUACCUCGAGGACUAUGAGAGAAUCAACUGGCCGGCACAGAGGAACAACGUGGCUGCUUGUGAUGUGUACACUCCUCACAGCUGGCUCCUCAACCUGGCUUACGUUGGGAUUAACCUGUACGAGUCGUGGCACAGCUCCAGUCUGAGGCAGUGGGCGAUAGACGAGCUGUAUGAUCACAUCAAGGCCGACGACAGCUUCACCAAAUGCAUCAGUAUCGGGCCGAUCUCCAAGGUGAUCCAGAUGCUGGUCCGUUGGCACGCCGACGGUCCCACCUCCCCUGCCUUCCGGGAGCACGCGUCCAGGGUCGCCGACUAUCUCUGGUUGGGUCUGGAUGGCAUGAAGAUGCAGGGUACGAACGGUUCCCAGCUGUGGGACACGGCCUUCGUGGUGCAGGCCUUCCUCGAAGCCGAAGCAGAAAAGGAAAAAGAGUUCACUUCGUGUCUCCAUCGGGCUCACGACUUCCUUAGGUUCACACAGAUUCCUGACAAUCCACCCGACUAUGAGACAUACUACAGGCAAAUGAACAAGGGCGGUUUCCCAUUCAGUACGCGUGACUGCGGGUGGAUCGUGACGGACUGCACGGCGGAAGGUCUGAAGUCCAUGAUGAUGUUACAGGAGCGGUGUCAGGGCUUACAGGACCCCGCACCCGACCAGAGGAUCUUUGACGCCGUCGACGUGUUACUGAACAUGAGAAACAGUGAUGGCGGCUUCGCUACCUACGAGACCAAAAGGGGCGGGAAGUUGCUGGAACUACUUAAUCCGUCAGAAGUCUUUGGUGACAUCAUGAUAGACUACACGUACGUUGAGUGCACGUCUGCCGUCAUGCAGGCGCUCAAACACUUCCAGGACCAGUACCCUAACCACAGGGCAGAGGAGAUCAGAGAUACACUUAGGAAAGGCCUGGACUACGUCAUUGGUUUGCAGCGGAGCGAUGGAUCAUGGGAAGGCUCCUGGGGCGUGUGCUUUACGUACGGGACGUGGUUCGGGUUAGAGGCAAUGGCGUGUAUGGGACACAGAUACGACUUAGGUACCGCUACCGAGGCCGUGACUCGUGCCUGUAACUUCCUGACGUCCCACCGGAUGAAGGCGGAGGCAGGCGGGGGGUGGGGGGAGAACUUCGAGUCGUGCGAGGAGCGGAAAUACGUGCAGAGCGACUCUGCACAGGUGGUCAACACCUGCUGGGCACUGCUGGGGCUCAUGGCGGUCAGGUACCCAGACCUUAGCGUGAUGGAACCGGCAGUUAAAUUCCUUAUGGAUAGACAAAUGGAAAAUGGUGAUUGGCCACAGGAGAAUAUCUGCGGAGUCUUUAACAAGUCCUGUGCCAUCAGCUACACCAGCUAUAGAAACGUCUUCACAAUCUGGGCUCUGGGAAGGUUCUGCCGCCUGUACCCCCACAGUGCUCUGGCAGGGGGCGCUGCCAAGAGUUAGCAGUGACCAAACAACAUCACAACAACAACUACUACUACAAAGAAAACAUUGCAUCAACUUCACUUUGUUAAGGACUCCUGCAUAGUGAUAUUUAUCAAAUUGCUUGUUAGUUUUGUUGAUUCGUUAAACUUGUUGCAAUUGAUAGUUGAUUUCAUAUGGUUAAGGAGAUGGUUUGUCGCCAUAACAAUUAGUCAGUUGAGCCUACUUUUAGAAAGGAAAUGCAGGCAUGACGAUUAGAAAUUUUGUCCCAAACUAUCAUUCUCCCCAACAGCGAAUGUACUCCAAAAAUCAGUCAAUCAAUUUGGCUGAAAUUUGUCAAAUCAAAUAAUAUUUUCUUCUUGUUGUAAGUUUAUAUCAACAUCUGCUAAAAUCUCAUCCCCACACAGGCUCAUUCCUAGUCAACCUAUUUAUAGCAAUUCGGACAAAAGGGUAAACAAAAAGGUAAGAGAUGUGAAACAAUACUGUUUUAAUAUUGUUUAUUGAGAACACUGUAAUAUACAGCAAUAAAUGUUUUAAAAAUUAUUACACGGUUGUUGGUCCUAGCAUGGUAGUUCGCUUAACGGAUAUGUUACGAUCAAAAGUGCCAGGGAGUUUAUAGUAUACUUAUCCU
Messenger RNA from Branchiostoma belcheri (Belcher's lancelet), 3070 nucleotides. RefSeq names its product lanosterol synthase-like. Gene Ontology annotation, biological process: cholesterol biosynthetic process; triterpenoid biosynthetic process. Gene Ontology annotation, cellular component: lipid droplet. Gene Ontology annotation, molecular function: lanosterol synthase activity. Lineage: Eukaryota; Metazoa; Chordata; Leptocardii; Amphioxiformes; Branchiostomatidae. The record is from RefSeq and is a predicted model, not a curated record. The transcript is spliced from 22 exons. Bases 247 to 2460 code for a protein of 737 amino acids.